AUGGCGUCUACUCCAGAAGUGGCUGCGCUCGCCAGCGAUGCAAAGAAGCCGACUCUCGACCAGUCGCAGGAUCAAUCCUCAGUCAUUCAGCAUGUUGAAAACUCCGAAUUCGAGGAAAACCCCAAGGUUGCCUGGUCUACCAUCUUGGCAGUUUUCUUCAUGGGCCUGACUUACAUACCCGCCAUCGCAACGGCAUUUCUCAUGCCGACUCAGAUCAUUCAACAAAUUGGAAGGGAUCUCGGAGACACAGAUAACAUUGCUUGGAUUCCUGGUGGUUGGUCCAUCGGCGCAGCUGUGUCAUUCUCCGUUGCUGGAGGCCUGAGCGACGUCUUUGGUCGACGAUGGGUUCUUUUGAGCGGCCAGACUAUCAUCCUGGUCGGUGCAAUUGUUUGCGCUCUUGCUGAGUCGACAUUACGAAUUGUAACCGGAACUACUCUCGUAGGGUUUGGCGCCGGCGUUAUCAUGGUAGCCUAUCCUGGUAUCAGCGAGCUUCUCCCGAACAAAUACAGAGGAAUUGGCAUUGGAUGGACCGAGUUCUGCAUCACUAUCCCAUGGGGCUCUCUCAGUGGCCUGAUUGCAACCCAACUCUACAUCAAGGCAACCUGGAGAUGGUGUUACUACAUCACCAUCAUGUACGCUGCUGUGUGUCUGGUCGGCACCUUCAUCUGCUACUUCCCUCCGUCACGCCCGCAGCACGACUACGAGAAAACACGAUGGCAACAAGUCAAAGAACUCGACUAUAUCGGACUACUGCUCUUCGCCACCGGUCUCACCUUAUUCCUGGUCGGCAUCACGUUUCUUGGUGCUGCUCACAGGUCCACAGCACUUGUGGCAUCGUGCAUCUCGAUAGGUGCUUGCGUUUUUAUCGCGGCAUUUAUCUAUGACUUUACUAUCGCGAAGAAGCCUCUUUUUCCUCUCAAGCUCUUCCGUAUGUAUAGGGAGUUCACUGUUUAUCUUGUGAUUCUUUUUGUUUGCGGUAUGAUCUGGCAGGCAAUGAUCACGCUUGGUAACCAGGGGACUUUAUUCAUGUUUACCAACGAUCUUGCUGAGAUUGGCUACAUAUCUAUUCCUGCCAAUGUCUCGGGUAUCAUUGGAGGUUGGAUCAUGCCCACGUUGGUUCACAAGAUCAAGCACAUCCGGUAUCAAUUCCUUUUCGCCCUUCUCCUCCAAACUGCAUUCACCGCGUCAUACGCCAGUGUGAUUCCUCACAACAAGAACGGUUGGAUGCUCUUGCCCAUGUUCGGUCAGGCCUGUUUUACCUGGCUUACCGUUUUGUCUUAUGUCUCAUCUGGUUUGUUGGUUCCGCAAGAGGAACUCGGAGUCUCAGCCGGACUGAUGGGAACGUUCCGCAGCGCUGGUGGAUCAUUGGGCAACGCCAUGUUCAGCACGAUUGUGACUUCUAUCAUUAAUCGAGACCUUGCUAAGAACAUUGCUGGGGCUGCUGUUGGCGCGGGGUACUCUGCGAAAGACUUGCCAUCUCUGAUCCCUGCAGUCAUCCAGAAUGCGGUUGGUGUGCCUUUCGCCAUGGCCAAGGUACCAGGAGUUACAGAGUCAGUUCUCCACGCAACGAAUAUCGCUUUCAAAAACACCUACGCAAAGGCAUUCAGAACCGUGUUUUUGUCUACAAUUCCUUUGGGUGUGGUGGCAAUGAUUGCGGCCGCCUUUAUCCACGAUCCAAGCCAUUUGCUCAACAAUCAUGUUGCCGUCCAUCAAGAGAAGGAAGUCCUUGGAAAGAAGAAUGAGGUAGAAAUGACUGGCAAGGAGAUUGAUUAG
Fusarium pseudograminearum CS3096 is the source of this 1773-nucleotide messenger RNA. RefSeq lists its product as uncharacterized. The record is from RefSeq and is a predicted model, not a curated record. Lineage: Eukaryota; Fungi; Ascomycota; Sordariomycetes; Hypocreales; Nectriaceae. Gene Ontology annotation, biological process: transmembrane transport. The coding region runs from base 1 to 1773 and encodes 590 amino acids. The transcript is spliced from 4 exons. Gene Ontology annotation, molecular function: transmembrane transporter activity. Gene Ontology annotation, cellular component: membrane.